GACCAUGGAAUUUUGGGCUACAUCACUCGACUCGUCCGUGGUUAUAUAAGCCAGGCUGGUCCCGAGCCUAUCUGUUUAUAACUUCAAGUUUAUAUCUCUGUUUUGUACGUGAGAUAUCCCGAAAAUUCUGCAGGUCGUGUUUGUGUCCACUUAUGAUUAAUAUUAAUAUUGUGCCACCAAUCUCAUUUUUGUCUCCUUCGAGAGGUGAUGUUCCUGUGUAUGUCACUGGCGCAGAAUCGCGGACUAUUAAAGCAGUGGCCAUAGACGCGCCACCUGGAUCAUCGAUAUCUCAGUCUUUCAAUCAUUUACUAGCAUACAUUGACACACUCGGUACCAUGUCAGCUUCAUCACAGGAUCUUCCAAGGACACCCCUGCCGCUCACAUUACAACACCGUGAUGAGAUCGAUCAAACUGUACUCAAAAGAGUUCGCCCUAGCUACUUGAAGACGAUCCUUGAAGAUGAAGGGGCUAAUGAUGCCGCAAUAGAGCUGAUCAUGACAGGGACUAUCUGGGCGACCAGUGAAUUACUCAGGCGGGAAAACCUGAAGGAUAACCUUGAUGUGGGUGUGGCAUGGGCGGAGGGGACACUACAGCAGCGCCCUGAACUGCGGGGAAUAAUCCGCCACGCCUGUCAGACACGCUCGUUCUCCCACAUCGCUGACCUCGAUAUAUUUCAGAUACCUCAAGCUAGUGACCCCCCCGCGCCCUCGGCUGAAGAUGAGGACCAAUCAGACUUCCUUUACAAUUCAUUCGUCCGACCAUACGUUGGGAAGGCUGUGGACGGUUUCUAUGAGUACCUGAAAAAUAACAACAUGAAGUUCGCGGGAAGCGGCGACAAAGGACCAUACUAUGCGAAGUUCUGUUCAAUCGUACAAAGCUC
Molecule: messenger RNA, 880 nt
Organism: Suillus bovinus
Lineage: Eukaryota; Fungi; Basidiomycota; Agaricomycetes; Boletales; Suillaceae
Exons: 4
Source: RefSeq, a predicted model, not a curated record